UUUUAUUCCUAACACAUUGACUAGUGGCCGUUGUGACUCGGAAAUCCCACAGCCCAGCUCUCGCUGAAGUUGCACUCAUCAGUGCUUGGGUUGCCUUUGAUGUCAUCACCAGAUUCGCCAUGUUUGAGCGGAGCCGAACCAUUGCCACUUUCCCAAGAGAAUAUCUGCAAUCCUGGAUUCUUCUGCCCGAACAAUACCGAAUCGUCCCCUGCACAAUACUGUCCACCUACUCCGGACUGUCUCCUCACUCGGUUGCAACUUGUGAGAAAUAUAUGCGAUGGUCCUCAGGGCAUAUAUGAGCCGGUAGCGUGUCCACGAGGAUACUUUUGUGCUCCCGGGGGCAAGGAGGUGAGGCUGUGCCCCCAAGGGCACUUUUGCCCUUUAGGGACUGUGGUGCCAUUUCCGUGUGGCCCUACUUCAGUAUGUCCACAAGGCUCGGACAGAGAGUUCAUUUUGGAUGGCUUCAUAGCCAUUCUUAUAAUCGACCUCCUUUUCCUAGCUAUUGUACUCAAGCCUUACUUCAAAGCUCGCUUUCGCAGUUGGUCAACUACACCUGAUGGUAAAAGAAGUAAGGAGGAAAGCGAUUGUAAUCUCGAUCUUGAAUCAUCCCGGCUCGACAAAAGUGCCAUUCGCCAUCGAAUGCAGCGCGUUGGUCUAACGAACGAAGACUUUAACUGGGCACCCGACAUGAUGCCGAAGUUCGUGGCCUUAGUAAAAAGUUGUGUUGGUUCAAGUGAGAUAGGAUUCUCCUUCGGCUUCGAACAGCUUUCCUUGACCCUUGCGAAUGGGAAGAGACUUAUCGCUCCCCAAUCCGGCUCAAUUUCCCAGGGCAGUGUAUGGUGUGUCAUGGGUCCAUCGGGUGCGGGCAAGACCAGUUUUGUCAACUUGUUGAUGGGAAAAACUUCACGGACGACCGGUCGCCUUUACGUCAAUGGUGUGCCGUCACAAAUUACGAAGUUUAAGAAAUUAAUAGGAUACGUUCCACAAGAUGACGUGAUUGUACCGGAAUGCACAGUACGCGAAAACAUAAUGCAUUCAGCGAUGAUCCGACUGCCUCGUACCUGGACCGAUACGCAGCGCAUCGAACUUGUUGACACUCUGCUGUCUUGUCUCAAUCUUGUCGAAGUUCAGCACAACAUCGUGGGCGACGAAAUCUCUUCAUAUAUUUCAGGCGGCCAACGAAAAAGGGUAAGCAUAGGUAUCGAGCUAGCCGCUGCCCCUAUGGCUCUCUUCUUAGACGAACCGACAUCUGGACUGGAUGCAACAACUUCGUUGUCUAUCAUGAGAUUGCUCCAGAACUUAUCCAAACAAGGCGUCACCGUAAUUUGCAUCCUACAUCAACCGCGACCGGAGAUCCUCGAUCACAUCGACGGAAUUACUCUUCUUGGAAAUGGCCACCAGAUCUACCAUGACCAAAUGAGUGGCCUCGCUGACUAUUUCCGCACGCUUGGUUUUGAUAUCUCCAGCCGAACCAAUAUCGCUGAUGCAGCCUUGGAUAUCAUAUCUGGUGGUUCAGCCAUGUACCAUAAGUCCGGCCAAAGCUUCACAGCCGAGUCGCUGGCCAAUGUAUGGGAGAGCUACCCUGCAAGAUCGCCGCAGAGUCUUUCCAGCUACGGACAGGACAUUUCGUCUAGAGAACAACUAGAAUCCAUGAAUCGCUCAAUCUACGGCAGGGGACUCCCAAGGCAUCGGCAAGUUUACCUUUGUUUUCUGCGUUCCCUGAAGCAACAACUAGUGCGAUGGAACAGCUUCGGCCUCGAGGUUGUGGUCGGUGCAGUUGCUGGACUACUCAUUGGGUUGUCGUUAUAUCAACUGCGGGGCCAGCACUUCCAGGGCGCUUACUAUUCGCCAUUUCAAAUCCUUUCCAGCGCCUUGAACUACACUACUGUUCCAGAAAUAGGACUCUUGUGCAAUACGGCAAUAGGUCUAGCUUCCGCUGCCCCGGGCGUGAAGAUAUUCGGGGAGGAAAAGCAGGUAUACCAGCGUGAGGCGAGUGCGGGCCACUCUCGCUUGGCGUACUACCUAGGCAAGACGAUUUCGGCCAUUCCACGUAUUGCCAUAUCCGCUAUGCACUUUACCGCAUUCUACUGCAUCUUAGCGACGCCCUGGAUGUCUUUUUGGAAGAUAUAUCUGACGAACUUGUUGUAUUUCUACUGCAUAUACGGACUUGCUUCGGCCGUGUCCAUGAUGGUUCGCAGAGAGGAUGGGCCUCUACUGGCCAUGAUCGUAAGCUUGAUCAUCGGCGUCUUUGGUGGGUAUGGCCCACCGCUUUACAACGUGAAAGAAUGGCACCUAGAAUGGUUCUGGCGUCUAUGUCCAGGAAUUUGGUUCACUGAGGCGUAUUUCGACCAACAUCUAGCUAGAGUGGUUCAUCUUUACGAUUUAGAUGCGGCGGCGAACUGGACUGGCUACGUCAGGGGACGCUUUAGCAUUGAUAUAACCCUCCUUUUCAUUAUUGGCACCGUUUAUCGCAUGGCCGCUUAUGGAGGUCUUAUCUUCUUCAAUCGUUAAAAAAAGGUUUGUGGUAAACGCCGAUGAGUCAAAAAGAGAGCCAUUGUAUAAUGUUAGCUUAUUGUGUAUCGAAGUAUAUGCCUUUGCCAUUCUUAACUGAAUGAGACAUGGCUAGUAUAAAGCGUUUAUUGACCAUUGUUGAUAUCACGGCAGGUCGAAUUAAUAUCACUUUUAUGCUGUGUCUAGACUAUUUCUCUAAAAACAUAAAUACGGUGUUCGCAGGACGUUUGCUACUUUUAUGUUUGCUAUUGUUUAUUAGAAAAUACAUAUCAUGACUGAG
Molecule: messenger RNA, 2791 nt
Organism: Truncatella angustata
Lineage: Eukaryota; Fungi; Ascomycota; Sordariomycetes; Amphisphaeriales; Sporocadaceae
Exons: 9
Coding region: 100-2511 (803 amino acids)
Cellular component (GO): membrane
Molecular function (GO): ATP binding; ABC-type transporter activity; ATP hydrolysis activity
Source: RefSeq, a predicted model, not a curated record